Dichotomopilus funicola is the source of this 1707-nucleotide messenger RNA. RefSeq names its product ASST-domain-containing protein. The transcript has 2 exons. The record is from RefSeq and is a predicted model, not a curated record. NCBI's taxonomy places the organism in Eukaryota, Fungi, Ascomycota, Sordariomycetes, Sordariales, Chaetomiaceae. Bases 1 to 1707 code for a protein of 568 amino acids.
AUGAAGACCUCGGCUUCUCUCGCCGUGGCAGCCUCGCUGCUGCUCGGGCCGGCCGCUGCCGACUGGCAGUUCCGCUCGCGCUCCGACCUGGCCCCGCCGCGGCUCAACAUCACGAUCCCGGCGACCAAGGACGUGGAGCCAGGCUACCUGUUCGUGGCCCCCUUUGCCGGCUUCCCGGACACGCCGACGGAGCAGCACGGUCCGCGCCAGGCUGGCCCGUACAUCUUCCGUGACAACGGCGACCUGGUGUGGUCCGGCUAUGGCAUCUACAGCAUCUGGGCCACCAACUUCCAGGCGGCUCGCUGGAAGGGCAAGGACGUGCUCUUCUCCUUUGAGGGCGACCACAACGCGGGCUACGGCCACGGCCACGGUCACAUCACCAUAGUGGACCAGCACUACGAGACCAUUCGUGAGCUGCGCGCCGGUAACCACAAGUUGGUUGACAAGCAUGAGUUCCAUGUCAUCAAUGAGGAGACGGGUCUCAUCCAGGUGUACCAACCUGUGCCGCGCGAUCUGAGCGAAUAUGGAGGUAGCCCGGAGCAGCAGUGGAUUGUCGAUGCUAUCAUCCAGGAGCUUGACAUUGCCACUGGUAAGCUGCUCUUCGAGUGGCACUCGCUCGACCACGUCACCCCCGAGGAAGCGAUUCUCCCCCUGAACCCUGGCCAGGCCGGCUCCGGCUACAACUCGUCCGACGCGUGGGACUACUACCACAUCAACAGCGUGGACAAGGACUCGGCUGGCAACUACAUCGUCUCAGCCCGCGACGCCUGCACCGUGCACAAGAUCAACGGUACCUCAGGCGAGAUCAUCUGGCGCCUCCACGGCAAGAAGUCCGACUUCUCCGUCCCCAAGAACGCCGAGUUCUGCUUCCAGCACCACGCCCGCUGGCUCCAGGAAGACAACGGCGACGGCAUCGAGAUCAUCAGCCUGUACGACAACUCCGCCCACGGCACCGAGCACGGCUCCGGCCACGAGGUCCACACCGCCGAGAACAGCAGCGGCAAGAUCCUCCGCCUCGACACCAACGCCUGGACCGCCGAGCUCGUCCAGGGUUACUACCCGCCCGAAGGUUACACUCUCCUUUCCAAGAGCCAAGGCUCCACCCAGGUCCAACCCGGCGGCAACGUCCUCGUCAACUGGGGCUCUGAAGGUGCCAUCACCGAGUACACCGCCGACGGCACCGUCAUCUUCCACGCGUACAUGGACAGCGGCGACCUGGACCUAGGCGUCGAGAACUACCGCGGGUUCCGCUUCAACUGGACGGGUAUUCCCAAUGAGGAACCUGCUGUGGUCGCGCUGGAGGGUGAAGACGGCAACACGUCGGUGUAUGUCAGCUGGAACGGAGAUACCGAGACGGCUGUGUGGCGGUUCUAUGAGGUUGUCGACGGGUUUGGGUCCCGCUCGUUCCUUGGUGAGGUUGAGCGUACCAGCUUUGAGACUCGUCUUGAUCUGCCCCGGGGCAAGAAGGUGACCAAGGUUGGGGCUGAGGCGGUGGAUAACCGGGGUCGGGUUCUGCGGGUUACCCAGGAUGUCAAGGUUGAGCCGGAGAUCGUGCGCGCUGGUGCCAAGAAGUCGUCGUCCAAGGCUCACGGCAAGGCUGAUGGCCAAACCGUGCUUGCCGAUGUGCUUGAUGCUGCGUCGGAGGGUAGCCGCUGGGAGGAGUAUGCUAUCCUCAAGUUCUUUCGUCUUGCGAAGGAGCUGAAGUGA